GCUCCCGAAACCUAUAGGUUAAGAGUCUUUGCCGGCAUAAGAGUUUUAUUUGGGUUUUAAGUGAAUGGAUGCAAUUCUGAACAGAAAAGUUUAGCGCAGUCCCGUUUGAUAGUCAUUACAAAACCCCAUCACUGAACACUCAUCUCUUUUAUAUAAGCUGGAUGGAGUCAGAAGUGGAAAAUCUAAAAGCAGCAGCCUCUGAAGAAAAAGACUGUGAUCUGCCGUCUUUAGGGGAUAAAGUUGGCACGGAAAAGAGCGCAUAUGCAGAAGCACAGAGACCCACAUGGAGCGGGGACCUGGAAUUCAUCCUGGCGUCGGUGGGGUAUGCGGUGGGACUGGGCAACGUCUGGAGGUUCCCCUACCUCUGCUACAGCAGCGGGGGAGGUGCCUUCAUCAUCCCUUACUUCACUAUGGUGGUCUUGUGUGGCAUUCCUCUGCUCUUCAUGGAGUUUGCCAUCGGCCAGUAUAGCCGUCUAGGUCCAGUGCAUGCCUUGGCCAAAAUCUGCCCCCUGUUAAAAGGUGUUGGUCUGGCCACAGUCGUCAUCUCCUUCGUGUUCUCCACGUACUACAAUGUGCUCAUGUCCUGGGCACUGUACUAUCUGUUCAAUUCGUUUGGAUCCUCUCUUCCCUGGAUGUCUUGCAACAACACUUGGAACGUCGUUGAAAACUGUUCCACCGGUUUCACAGGGAACGCCACUCACCUGCAGUCCUCAAGUCAGCAGUUCUUCGAUCACAAUCUUCUGGAGAAGACUAAUGGGAUUGAAGAAGUUGGUGGCCUUCGCUGGGAAUUGUUUGGCUGUCUUUUUGCCACUUGGACCGUCAUUUAUUUAUGCAUAUUUAAAGGGGUCAAAUCCACUGGCAAGGUUGUGUAUUUCACUGCUCUUUUUCCGUACGUGGUCUUGUUCGCCAUGCUCAUCAAUAAUGUGCAGCUACCUGGAGCCAAGAAUGGAGUCCUGUACUUUGUUACGCCUGUCUGGAGCAAACUGCUUGAAGUGAAGGUUUGGACUAAUGCAGCUGCCCAGGUGUUUAAUUCACUUGGAAUAGCAUUCGGCUGCAUGAUUUCCAACUCAAGCUACAACAAAUUCAACAACAAUAUUCUCAGGGAUGUGUUGAUUGUCUCAAUAGUGAACAUGUUCACUAGCCUCCUGGCUGGCUUUGUGAUCUUCUCAGCUAUUGGCUACAUGGCUCACAUACAUAACCUGCCAGUGGACAAUAUAGCUACAGACGGUCCAGGUUUGGUGUUUGUUGUGUACCCUGAAGUUCUCUCCACCAUGCCAGUCUAUCAGCUUUGGGCACCACUGUUCUUCAUCAUGCUGCUGGCUCUGGGCCUGGACAGUCAGUUUGGCAAUGUGGACGUAGUUGUAACAUUCUUAAAAGAUGAGUUUGGACCCGAAGUUUCACGUUUCCUCAAGAAAGAAGAACUGCUGGUACUGGUUGUGUGCAUUGCCUGUAAUGUUUUGGGGAUCCCACAUGUUGCUAAGUGCGGUAUAUAUGUGUUUCAGCUGAUGGACCACUACACUGCUGUGGUUUCACUCGUGUUCCUGGCUUUAUUUGAAAUUGUGGCUGUGUGCUGGAUCUUUGGUGUCUCACGGCUUUCCUUAAUGGUCAAGAAGAUGCAAGGAAAAGUUCCAAGCAUCUACUUCCGCUUCUGCUGGCUGCUGGCCUGUCCUUUGCUGAUGUUGUGCAUACUGACCUCCAGUAUUGUUCACUACACCCCUGCUGUUUAUGAAGACUACGUCUACCCAGUGUGGGCUGAAUGGCUGGGCUGGGGUAUCUCACUGGUCUCCAUGAUAUGGAUCCCACUUGGUGCUGUUCAUGAGAUGUAUAAGCACAAAGGACCAUUUCUUCAGAGACUAAAAACAGCUCUGUCUCCAACGUUAGACCUGGAUGCUGAGGAAUUUCUGCAGGAAAAAGAAAGCUGUAACAACCUGGAGUCUGAGAAGUUCCUAACUUCUCCAGUAUGACCACAGAUUACUGCAACACCAUGUCAUGUACUCUUCAUGGUUUCAUUCAGCAAAACAUUCUUUAAGAUGAAUCUUGAAAUCAUCUGUAAAACAGUAGGCCACUUCACUGUUAGACACUGAACUGCACUCUCAUUCAUUAAUUGAGUUUAAUCUGUGAUGAUGAGAAUUAUUUUGUAGCCCGUAGGAAUUAUCUCGGGGUUUGUUGCAACCAAAUGCUAAAGUCGAUCAUUUCCUACAUCCCUUGCUUCGUUAUCGCCUGAUAUAAACAUCAGUGCAUUAGUGCACAGACUAUAAUCAAUCUGUGGCAGAGGUAAUCAGGUAGCUUUUAACAUUUGAAUCUUAAUAAAUCUAUAAUCCUAUAUAGAAGUAUUUGGCUGCUUGAGUCUUCAGUGACAUUUUCAGAUCUAAUGCUUCACAAUGGUGCUGAUUAUAGUUUGUUUUACUUGAAAUACUGGACCAAAUCCAGCUGUGAAGUGCAGACUCCUUCUGUCUUCGUGGUUGUGACAAAGUAGAUCAGAUUUCCUCUGCUCACCCUUUCACUUAGCUUACAUCUAGCUUUUAUAUCUGUUCAUUUUGCUUUGACUUAUCAUAACCAUACAAGAAAGACCUUAUUAAUUAACUCACAUUUGUUUGUGCUGGCACGACAUUACAGUUUACACCAAAGCAUAUACUUUAUAUGAGUUACAACAGAGCCACGGGUUAGUUUAUAGUUCUUUAUGGAUCUUUAGGUUUAAAUACCAUGAAAUAAUUUCACAUUUAAUUUGACACCGAACAGAAAUGCUAUGCCCUGCAUUUUCUAACUUUUAAGGUAUUAGUUCUGCAUUAGAGUAGAGCAUGCUCUUUUUUAGGGGCUUUUUUUUUUACAAGGCUUGUGUUUCAGGUUGUUUUCGGGUUUUGGGGCUCCUUUUUGUUUUUUUAGUCAUCACUUGGAUUGGACAAACUAAAACACAGAACGGUAUAAAACAAUGUGUUCUUGAUUGUAGUCUGUUGUCAGCUGGAUAGAUAAAGCAUCAUAACUCUUCAACACAGUCGGGUUUUGUUCAUUCAAGUUAGUCGCCAAUAUCUAUGUAAAAAGACAAAAUGGUUAAAUUGACAUUAUGAUGGUUUCUUAUCCAGAACCAACCCACUGAGAGCUAAAAGGUCAUUUACAUCUGGCCUUGGCUUUUAUUUUGCCCCAGAUGUUGAGAUACCUGAGUUAGAAAGAAAGUGAGGAGCCACUACUCAUCCUUGCCUUGCACCAACAAUAAAGAAUAUUAUUAAAUAUUAAAUAUAAUCUAUCAAGCAGCUGUAGCUGAUCCAGAACGCUGCCGCCAGAGUCCUUACAAACACAAGGAAACUGGACCAUAUUACACCGGUCAUGAAAUCACUACACUGGCUUCCAGUGAGUCAAAGGUUAGAGUUUAAAAUCUUACUGCUGGUCUACAAAGACCUGGAUGGUCUUGGACCAAAAUACAUGGUUGAUCUGUUAGUUCCUAUGAAGCUCCCAGACCCCUGAGGUUCAUCUGGAUCUGGUUUGUUGUGGUUCCCAAGAACCAGAACCAAGCAAGGUGAGGCAGCGUUCAGUUAUUCUGCUCCUCACCGGUGGAACAAACUUCCUGUAGACCUGAGGUCUGCUCCAACUGUAGAUCCUUUAAAUCAGGGUUAAAAACAUUACUGUUUACU
This is a messenger RNA of Cololabis saira (Pacific saury), 3626 nucleotides long. RefSeq lists its product as uncharacterized. Gene Ontology annotation, cellular component: membrane. The record is from RefSeq and is a predicted model, not a curated record. Lineage: Eukaryota; Metazoa; Chordata; Actinopteri; Beloniformes; Belonidae. Bases 162 to 1964 code for a protein of 600 amino acids. Gene Ontology annotation, biological process: sodium ion transmembrane transport. The transcript has 13 exons.